This is a messenger RNA of Psilocybe cubensis, 2028 nucleotides long. RefSeq lists its product as uncharacterized. Gene Ontology annotation, cellular component: endosome; membrane. The coding region runs from base 1 to 2028 and encodes 675 amino acids. Gene Ontology annotation, molecular function: K63-linked deubiquitinase activity; protein binding; metal-dependent deubiquitinase activity. Gene Ontology annotation, biological process: protein K63-linked deubiquitination. Lineage: Eukaryota; Fungi; Basidiomycota; Agaricomycetes; Agaricales; Agrocybaceae. The record is from RefSeq and is a predicted model, not a curated record. The transcript has 6 exons.
AUGAGCCAUGUAGGAAACCCAGGACAACCGAGAACUGUUGCGAGCGGUAAUGGUGUUGCACCGAGCUCCAGACGUCCAGCAUCGAUAGCCGAGCUUGCGGAGCAGGCCAAAAUUGACGUUUGGGACGAGUCUCGGGAAUUCAAACAGCACUUGCGGGUGGCAGAGAGAUAUCGACGAGAAGGCAAAGAAUCUGCGAAGAAGGGCGAUCUCGAGACUGCGUUUGUGCAACUCGCCCGGGCGGCUACACUCGUGCUCGAAAAGCUGCCAUCACACCGCGAUUACCACAAGGUGCUGAACGCCAACCAGCGCACCAAUCUAUCACUGAAUGGACAGGAUAUCUUGGAUCAUCUAAGUGAAUUAAAACCUUCUAUCGUGGAUCGAUAUGAAAAAUGGCUACAAAGGCAUCCUGACGGGGAUCAUGAGCGAACCCCGAAUGCCAGGACGCAACUGAUAGGAAAUGACGAUGCCGCUCGUGCACAGGCCCAAAGGGAGCAAUUUCAGGAGGAAGAGCGCGCGAGGCAGCGAGAGCGGGAACACCAACAACGGGUUGCGGCGGAGGAAGCGGCAAAAUGGAAGUGGCAGCGCGAGCAGCAGUAUGCGCAUGAUGAGGCAGAACGGGCGAAGCGGAAAGAGGCUGCUCGGGUAGCCGCAGCGGCGUCCAACACUCCUAAGGCGCCACCUCCUGAUUACACCUUCCAGCGGACGCCGAAUCAAAUUCACAAUCAUGGCUACGGAUCGCAGAGCACUGUUGUUUUGGCUGAUGGACGUACUCCAGAGGAAAUUGCCCGGCAGGCACAGCAGGAGCAAAUGAGGCUGCGGGAAGAGGAAAUCAAGCAGAAGAGAAAGCAGGAACAGGAUGGGAUUAUUAGACGUCAACGCGAGGCAGAAGAGGCUGCUCGUAUAGCUCGACAGAACAUCGCUCCUCCACCCCUUGAUGCGCAUGCCUCUUCGAUGUCAUCUACCGACUUCUAUGGUCAUGGGCAGUCUCAAUCGCCCGCGGUUUCGACGCCUUCAUCCAAAGGCCAUAUUGAAUAUCCUGCCAUACGACGAAUGCCUCUCCAAAGCCCGGUAUAUGAAGGCGACUCAACUGACUCGGAAUCGCUGCACAGCACAACACGAGUAAUCGAAUACAGAACCCCAAUCCGCAAUGUCAGGAGCCCAUCGUAUCCUCCGCCUAUAACAACUACAUCUCCCGUUCCGGGAAUUGGACCUAUUCAAUACCCCAACUUGAUGUCCCAGCACCAAAAGGCUCAGGGUUAUUUCCCUUCUCUAAAUUCCAUGUUCGACCCAGUAGAUAAGCAUCACAACUCCAGUUCAAUUCUUUUCGGUUCAAAUGGGAACGACAGCAAUUCUCUGUACCCUUCAGGAUACCCCCAGCAGCAUAGCGCCUACCCACCUCCCGGUCUCGGCGGCAUUCCGCCACAGAUGGCACCCCCUACGCAAACGGAGGUCGCUCGGAUGCCUCGCCCGCCAAAUGCAGUGUUUGACCCUAAUGUGCCCUUGAAGACAGUCAGUCUUCCUAGAGAAUGUCUGCCAAGAUUCCUUGCAAUCGCCAGAGUGAACACGGAGAGGAACAAGGAGACGUGUGGAUUGCUUUUAGGGAAGGAUAAAGGACACAAAUAUGCAGUCACCACGCUGCUUAUUCCGAAGCAAAGCUCUACGAGCGACACGUGCACUAUGGAUGAGGAAGAAUUGGUCUUACAGUUCACGGAGGAGCGAAGUUUGAUUACCCUUGGAUGGAUCCAUACCCAUCCAUCGCAAUCAUGUUUUAUGUCCUCGGUCGAUCUUCACACACAUUCAGGUUUCCAGCGCAUGCUUCCAGAGUCAUUUGCUGUCGUUUGUGCUCCAAAAUCCAACCCGAACUUUGGAAUCUUCCGUUUGACGGACCCUCCGGGACUCGACAUCAUACUUCGAUGUAACGCCAAAGAAGCAUUCCAUCCUCAUCCCGAUGAACCGAUAUACACUGAUGCUGAUAAGGGACACGUGCAAAUGAAGGAUUCCAGUCUUGAAAUUGUAGACUUAAGAUGA